GAGUGUUGUUCUAAGGAAUUGUCCUUCUUAUACUUGUAAACAAACCAACAAGUGAGAUGACUGGAGGAAAGGUUGAUUUUGCGUUAAUUAGGGAGGCUACGCGAAUAGACCUCGUCAAAUUGCUGGACAAGCUACCUGGCACGAAAGCAAUUGUAUGGGAUGAGCAGUUGGCAGGAGCUUUCAGCCAUGUUGCUGAUUAUGCAUUUCUCAAGUCUCAUGAUGUAUCCAAAAUGUUCUACAUCUGCCCUAAGAAGCUCCCGGCUUACAAUGUUGCCCACAUGAUUUUCUUGUCGCGACCUCAAACCAAACUCAUGGAUGCCAUCAACCAGCAAGUCAGGAUGGAGGAGAUUCAGGGCGGCAACAACAAAAAGGAGUAUCAUUUGUGGCUUGUUCCGAGAAUCUCCUUGCUGUGCGAGCGUCGUCUUCAGGAGCACGGCGUCCAUGGGUCCUUUAGCUCCAUCAGGGAGCUCCCCCUCCUGCUUUUCAGGCUCGAGUCCGAUCUUGUUUCCAUGGAAUUGCCAAUGUGUUAUAGGGAUCUUCAGCUGGAUAGUGACCCUAGCGGCCUCUUCCUGGUAGCCGAGUCUCUCAUGUCCAUCCAGGGCAUCUUCGGUCUCAUCCCUAACAUCUAUGGCAAGGGACAUGCUGCCAAGCAAGUGUACGAGCUGAUGGUGCGCAUGAGGAGGGAGAUGGGUGGUAAUGAACCACAGGUGACUCCGCAGAUAGACCAGCUAAUUCUUAUUGACCGCUCAGUUGACCUCAUUACACCCCUUGCAACACAACUCACAUAUGAAGGCCUUAUAGACCAGUUCUUUCAAAUAAGCAACUGCACAGUAAAACUACCUGGAGAAAAGUUUGCACCAGCGACCACAGACUCCAGCACGUCCGAUGACUCUGCCUUUCAGGAGACCAAGACUAUUCACUUAUCAUCAUCUGAGGCUCUGUUUGCUGAGAUUAGAGAUUGCAACUUUUCUGCUGUUGGCCCCAGGCUCUCUCGCCAUGCAAAGUCUGUUGUAGCACAGUAUGAGGAACGGCAUGCUGCUAAGACUGUUGGGGAACUGAAGCAGUUUGUCCAACGUAUCCCACAGAUGGAGGUGUACAAGCAGUCAGUAGCCACACACACAACAAUCGCAGAACUCAUCCAAGAACAGACAGCCUCAGGAAAUUUCCGACCUGCACUACAACUUGAGCAAGAGUUCCUCAAAGGUUUAGACACAGAUAAGGUGAAUCCAUUCAUCGAGGACUGCAUUGCUCAAAAGGAACCAUUGGAAGUGGUCUUAAGACUGAUCUGCCUACAGUGUAUAGUAAACAGUGGUUUCAAACCCAAAGUGUUGGAGCAGUACAAGCGAGAGAUAAUACACACAUAUGGGUUUGAACACUUCCUCACUCUGGAGAACUUAGAAAAGGCUGGCCUUCUGCAUGUUCAGCAAGGACGCAGUACUUAUGCAACUAUAAGGAAAACCAUGCAGCUCACGGUUGAUGAUGUCAGUGAGCAUGACCCUACAGACAUGUCUUACGUUCACUCUGGGUAUGCUCCUCUAAGUGCCCGUCUAGUGGAAUUCCUGCAGUCGCCAGGUUGGAGAGCAAUUACUGGUGUACUACAGCUCCUUCCAGGGCCAACACUCACUGAAACACAGCAGCUACCAAGUGCACUCAGGCAGAGAAGAGGCUCAGGAGGUUCCGUUCAGAGUGGAGGUGAAGGGGGAACUGCUUUAGUUUUCUUUAUCGGUGGAUGCACAUAUUCAGAGAUUGCUGCCUUGAGAUUCUUAACUUCCAGGGUUGACCAAGGAGGUCCAGAGUACGUGAUAGCAACAACGAAAAUAUUAAAUGGAAGUUCAUUUCUUCAAUCACUCUCUGAAGAACUUGUCCCAUAGAAGGGAAGCAUGUACAAGGGAAAUUAUACUAAUUUCUCAUUAAGAAGUUAACAAGAUUAUUGUCUUCUUUUAUAUUAACUUUCACACAUUCCUUUCAAUUUAAUGAAUUUGAAAUUAAAUAUUUCUGAUGUUAAAAAGAUGCAAUAUAAUGACAGUUCCUCUUUUGUUCAUUGUUAUCAGCAUAAGUCAAUGAUUGUUGCUUGAGGAAAGAGAAGAAUCGUAAAAUAUGUAUAUUUGUUGGCCUUUUUAUAUAUACUGACUGCUUGCCAUUUAAUGGUCUAGUAGUACACAUCUGACUAAUUGUAUGAUACUCAAACUCUAAAAUAGGUGCUCUUGGUAUUGAAACUAUGAUAAUAACAGGAGUUUGUGAUUGCUGAAAAUAUGAUCAGUAUCUGAAUCCUUUGAUAAUUGUACUCUAAACAAAUUAUAUGAUUUAUACCAGAUUAUAGAAUAUCCAGAAAUAUGCUUGUAUCUAAAGUAUAAUUUCUUUCUA
Penaeus chinensis is the source of this 2364-nucleotide messenger RNA. RefSeq names its product vacuolar protein sorting-associated protein 33A-like (gene car). Gene Ontology annotation, cellular component: CORVET complex; lysosome. The record is from RefSeq and is a predicted model, not a curated record. Gene Ontology annotation, biological process: intracellular protein transport; vesicle-mediated transport. The coding region runs from base 57 to 1871 and encodes 604 amino acids. The transcript is spliced from 11 exons. NCBI's taxonomy places the organism in Eukaryota, Metazoa, Arthropoda, Malacostraca, Decapoda, Penaeidae.